Molecule: messenger RNA, 480 nt
Organism: Eimeria maxima
Lineage: Eukaryota; Apicomplexa; Conoidasida; Eucoccidiorida; Eimeriidae
Product: SET domain containing protein, putative
Exons: 3
Coding region: 1-480 (159 amino acids)
Biological process (GO): regulation of DNA-templated transcription
Cellular component (GO): chromatin; nucleus
Molecular function (GO): protein binding; histone H3K36 methyltransferase activity
Source: RefSeq, a predicted model, not a curated record
AUGGAUGGUAGAUCUAAACAAGAGACAAGAAGGGGACAUAAUAAUUAUUGUAUGGAGGUUGUUGGGGAAGAAAGAGAUCUUGAAUAUGAUUGGGCUGCCCCUUGUAUUGACUCACUUUUUAUUGGUAACGCGAGUCGUUUUUUGAAUCAUUCUUGUGAUCCAAAUGUUCGCGUAGCAACAAUAUGGCGAGGUCCUUCCUUACCACAAGUUGGUGUAUUUGCUAAAAAAGAUAUACCUGCAGGGUCUCCUUUAACAUAUGCAUACGGUCCUGGUUAUGAGGAGAUGUUGUGCCUCUGUGGGGCCCCCAAUUGUGAGGGAUUUAUUGGAGGGGGAUCGGGAUCGGGAUCGGGAUCGGGAUCGGGAUCGGGAUCGGGAUCGGGCGAUCCCAGUAGCGAUAAAAGUAACCCCACAUGUGUUGUCAGUCUUGGGCUGCGUGCUGCUGCUGCUCUCAGCAAAAAAGCAGGCCAAUCCGUAAACUAA